Messenger RNA from Capsicum annuum, 5506 nucleotides. RefSeq names its product putative disease resistance protein RGA1. Gene Ontology annotation, molecular function: ADP binding. Gene Ontology annotation, biological process: defense response to other organism. The record is from RefSeq and is a predicted model, not a curated record. Lineage: Eukaryota; Viridiplantae; Streptophyta; Magnoliopsida; Solanales; Solanaceae.
GAAGUCUUUUAGCUAUCAAGAACAGUAUCCUUUUGUCCUUUCCAUUGUCGGGAUGGGGGGACUGGGAAAGACUUGUCUGGCACGACAAGUUUACAGUGAUAGAAACAUCGACUUUGAUUUCUUUCCGAAGAUUUGGGUCUGUGUAUCCGAAGAGUUUAAUGUCAAGAAGAUCUUCAAGUUGAUGUUAGAAGCAGUGUCAUCUAAAAACAAUCAGCUCAAAAGCCAAGAGGGUAUAGUCAAUGAGCUUAGAGGGAGGCUAGAGGGUAAAAAAUGUUUACUUGUACUCGAUGAUGUGUGGAAUGCCAACUUUGAAGUGUGGGAAAGUUUCAGGAGGCCUUUAAAGGGGCUAAAAAUUUGCAUUCUUGUGACUACUCGCCUGCAAACAGUAGCGUCAAUUACUUCAGAUGAGAUUAUUUCUCUUGAAACAUUAUCAGAUGACAGUUGCUGGUCAGUACUUAGAGAACAAGCAUUUGGAACUGGAGAAGUACCAGCCUACCUAGAGCCCAUUGGAAAGGAGAUUGUCAAAAAGUGUAAAGGCAUUCCACUUGCAGCACAGCUUGUAGGAGGUCUUCUUCGCAACCAGGGAAAAGGUGCAUGGUUGUCCAUCCUAGAAACAGAUCUUCUUAAAGUUGGGACGACACAAAAUAUCCUUAUGCAAAGUUUGCAGUUGAGCUAUGAUCAUUUGCCAUCAUUGUCUCUUAAGAGAUGCUUCUUGCUUUGUUCAAUUUUCCCAAUAGACUAUACAUUAGUCAGGGAAGAAAUGAUCCAACUCUGGAUGGCUGAAGGAUUACUCCAUUGUCAAGGAAAAAAUCUCAAAAUGGAGGACGCUGGUAAUGAAUUUUUUGACAUUUUAAUCACGAAUUCAUUAUUACAGGUUGUGGAAAAGGACAUGUAUGGGAUCUUCAGGUCUUGCAAGAUGCAUAGUCUUGUUCAUGAUUUUGCUCAAUUCAUCUUGAAGUCUCAUGUUUAUGCUUCACGCACAAUGGUCUUAAGAAAUGAGAUAUCUGCUGACAUAUUUAAGAGUAUAAAGUUCUUAAGAGCCUUGAUUUUGUCAAGUGAAAAUAUCAUUGCAUUGCCUAAUUCAAUUGGAAAGCUAAUACAUUUAAGAUAUCUUGAUUUGUCAAAGAGUCAAAUACCUAAACUACCCAACUCCAUUUGCAAGCUCUACUUUCUGCAGACUCUCAGGUUGCUCUGCGUAAGACGGCUUCCCGGUGGAAUGAAGAAAUUAGGAAGAUUGCAACAUCUCCACUUCACUAGUUUUCUUGAAUCAACAGAAUUUCCAAGGCACAUAGGUCAGUUGACUUGCUUACAAACGCUGAAUUUUUUCAAUUUGACGCCAGGAAGUGGUUGUCAAAUUGAAGAGUUAGGUUGCUUGAAGAAUCUUGGUGGUGAAUUGGUUAUCAAGAAUCUCCAACUUGUAAGUCACAGAGAAGAAGCUCAAAAGGCGAAGUUGAAUAAAAAAUCAAACUUGUACAAGUUGGAGUAUUCUUGGAGCCACAAUGAUGUACAAAAUAGUAAGAACAAUGAUGAGUUGGUGUUGGACGGUCUUGAGCCCCCUCCAAAAUUAGAAUGCUUAAGCAUAAUGAACUAUUUUGAUACAAGAUUUCCUAAAUGGGUCGAACGACGCUUGCCUCUUAAUUUGGUUGAGUUGAGAUUUCACAAUUGCCGAAGGUGCAGUGAAGUUCCAUCCCUUGGGCAACUGAAACUCCUUAGGCAUCUUGAGCUGGUAGGAUUCCAUGAUGUGGAAUGCAUUGGAUCUACAUUUUAUGGUGUUGAGUCUAACAAUAGUGGAUCAAACAGCUUGAAUGACAUGAUCCAAGUGUUCCCAGCACUUGAAAAACUAGUAUUAAAGGAUAUGCCUAAACUUACCGUGUGGAAGAAGAUACAAUCGACACCGAAAGCAGAUGGAGAUGAAGGUGGAUGUGAUGUAAGGAUGUUUCCUGCACUUAUUGAGUUGAGCAUUUCGAACUGUCCAUUCUUAAAAAAUACUCCAAGUCAUUUUGAAGCUCUUCGUGUACUAAGCAUUGAAGGGGUUGAGAGUUCCAAGCCUGUAGUAAACAUUUGCAGCAAUUCGACUACUCUUGUGAAGGUUAUCAUCAAAGAUGUGAAAGAGCUCACUUGUCGUCCAGAUGAGAUACUAAACAAAGAUGAUAUUCUUUCUCAUUUAGAGGCAGUUUCACGUUCCAAAUACAGCACUGAGGCCAUUCAUACUAUCGGUGAAGUUUUGGCUGAUGAUAUUCCAUCUUCAAUGUCUGUCCCACUUCCAGACUUGGGCAUGUUAUCCAAGUACAUGGACUUAAGAUUGGAGAUGUUAGCUUCUUCCUACUCAAGCAGGAUGCAAAUUCAAUCCCAGUCAUCAAGCUACCAUAACCUACUUUCAGAAGAAGAUAGCUAUCAGUUACUUCAGAGCGAAAGAGCUCCAUCAAUUCCAGAGCAUUUGAUCUUUAAUGAAUGUAUUUCAGGACUGACAGAGCCACCACCUGAGAAUGUAUGGAGGCAGGCUGUCAUGAUGAUCAUGACAGACAAUCACCUGUCUCUGCUGCCUACAUCUCCAGAUUGCCCUCACCUUUUGCUUCUGUUUCUUCAAAGGAGCAGCCGUCUACGCUCUAUUCCAAACUCCUUUUUCACCGGGAUGCCUUGGCUUCGUGUUUUAGAUCUUUCAAAUAUCAAACUCAAGGUUUUUCCAUCCUCACUGUUCAAUCUUAAGGAACUUCUAGUACUUAUUUUGCGUAACUGUGAUUCUAUUUAUGAGAUUCCAGAGCAGCAACUUGGUGCUAUGAAGUCUUUGGAGGUGCUUGACUUUUCAGGCACUGAACUUCAUAACCUUCCUCCUGGGAUUGGAGAACUGACGCGUCUAAAGCACUUGCAUCUAUCAUUUUAUGGAGCUGAUGAUGAACGUGAAGCAAGCUAUCUGCCUGACGGUCUGUUUUCUACAGAUAUCAUAACUAAGCUCCCAGACCUACGGGCGCUAAGCUUUGGUGUGCACCCAAAAGACAAAAGAUGGGCAAGAGAUGCAGACCAAAUUAUAAAGGAUAUAAAUAGGUUGCAGAAUCUGAGGUAUCUCCAUUUCUACUUUCCUACAGAGGCAUCGCUGGACAUGUUUAUAGAUAUGAGUCAUUCAUGGAAAAUUAACCUGUUAACUAGAUUCAAGCUUGCCGUUGGUCAGAAUGUGAAACGCAUUGUGGAUCGAGUUUCACGAAGUGAGGAGCAUAAGUACGAGAAACAUGAUCGGUGUUUGAGAUUUGUUAAUGGCGAGGAGAUAUCAAAUUCAGUCAUGAAGGUACUCAAACGUGUCACGGCCUUCUAUUUGGAUCAUCACACCACAAUUUCUACUAUUUCCCAAUUUGAUCUGACUGGCAGUAAGGACUUGAAAUUCCUUUUACUGAGGGAGUGCCCUAAUAUUCAGGUACUUAUUGAGAAUGAAGGAGGAUUUGAACCUGUAAUGCCUGCACUAGAACAUUUGGGAAUUCAUUACUUGUGGAGAUUAGAGAAUAUUUGCAGGAAAUGUUUGUUGCCCUCUGGAAGCUUCAGUGCUCUAAAAUCUUUGAUGAUCGACACAUGUCCCGAGUUGAAGUUUCUGUUUGACUACUCCAUCCUUGGGAAUGUCUCAUCUUUGGAAAAGUUGAUAGUUAAGGAUUGCAUUCUUCUCAAAGAGAUGGUGAAAACUGCUGGGGAAAUAGUUCAAGUUGAGGUUCUUCCAAGAUUGAAAAUACUUCAACUUUCCUAUCUACCUCAAUUGGUCUUGCAAAGUUUGUGGCUGGAUCCAGUACCAGAUGGAAGUUUUUGUUCCCUGAAAUCAUUGACUGUGAACGCGUGUCAAAAUACGGAAUUCAUUUUCUCCCAUUCUGUACUUCGAAAUCUCUCAAACUUGGAAGAGUUGGUAAUUGAAAGUUGUUUUCUUCUGAAGCAGAUAAUAGAAACUUCCAAGGUUACAUUCGAAUUUCAGGUUCUUCCAAGAUUGAAAGUACUAAAGCUUUCCUAUUUACCUGAACUGGUUUCACGAAAUAAGUGGGCAGGUCCAAUUCCUAAGGGAAGCUUUGGUAUACUUACUUCUGUGAUUGUGAAAACAUGUUCUAAGCUAGAAUUCAUCUUUCCUCAGACUAUGCUUCACUGUCUCUCAAAUUUGGAGGAGUUGUCAGUUGAAGAUUGUAAAACUUUGAAAGAAGUAAUAGAAGAAAGGGAGGAUGAUCAGGUGAUACUUGAGGACCAUGGCUCUGCACUUUGUAGUUUGAAAGAACUAAAACUCCGUCACCUUCCUGAACUGGUUAGGGUUUCAAACAGCUCCAUCCCUUAUGUAGAGAAGCCCGAUAUUGUUGAUUGUCCUAAGCUGAAAGAUGUCAAGUCUGAAGAACCAUCAGAUCAAGUGUAGAAUAUCUACUCUUUUGGGCUUCAUUACUAGAGUAUGUGCCAAUGCCUUUCAAAUAUGGAGGAGCUGGUAAUUCAGGAAUAUGAAGCUAUAAAAGCAGUAUAACAAAUGGUGGACAGGUGAUACUCGAUGACAAUCAUACUGCUCUUUGUAGUCUGAAGAAAGUCAAACUGCAUCACGUACCUGAAGUCACUAGGAUCUUUGGAAAAGCUGCAUCCCUUAUAUAGAACAGCCCAGCACGGAUUAAUUUCCCUAAGAAGAAAGGUGAACUUUGGAGAAUCAACAACAUAUAUCUUUUGGCUUCGUUACUGCAGAGUAUGCUCCAAUGUCUUGCAAAUUUGGAGGUGUUGAUAGUUGAGGAUUGUGAAUCUCUAAAGGAAAAUCAAGUGAUACAUUAGAAGAAUGGUGUCCUUUGUAGUCACAUGUCAAAUUAAAUUUACACAAUUUGCCUGAAUUGGUUAGUCUUUGGAACGGGCUCUGUCCCUUAUGUAGAAGAGCUCGAAGGUGAUGAUUAUCCUAUGGUGGAACAUAUGGAGUUUGGAGACUCGAGUUUGGAUAACCAUCAGAAAAAAAGUAUCGAUAGUCUACUCUUUUUAACUUCUUUAAUGCAGGUACUAUUUUCAAGUCUUGAAAGCAUUUAGUUCAUGCAAUGCUAGGCGCUAACACUUUACUGUAGCCUAUUUGAAGCAAACUGGUGCUUUCAGAGCAAGUUAUUUCCACAAGUUUGAAACAAAAACCAUUGGAAAAGAUAUGGAGUUUGAAGAAACAUCAGAGCAAGUAAAGGUGCUAGCACUUUUCAGUGCCCUAUUUGAAACAAACUGAUGCUUCUUUCAGAAUAGGCCUACUGGUUAUUACCUCAAAGAUUGAAAUAAAAACCAUCAAAGAUGCUCCACAUAGAAUAAUGGUUGAUUAAGAGGAUUUGUUGUUUCUUGAAAUAAUGAGACAAAAUUCCGAAGACUUCAUGGAGAGGUGGAGGAGCAUGUACACAGUACACAUCUCUCAUUAAAGGAACUACAUUAAAGUCUUCAAUAGGGGUUGUGCUUUUAAGAGGACUGGAUUUCAAUGCUGUUGCUUAAAAGGUACUUGAGCAGCUUUGACAUACUUAGAACUUGUUCUGUAUUGUUUGAUAUACUGAUCCAC